This is a messenger RNA of Lactuca saligna, 402 nucleotides long. The record is from the annotation of a GenBank genome assembly. Lineage: Eukaryota; Viridiplantae; Streptophyta; Magnoliopsida; Asterales; Asteraceae.
AUGAACCAUCUACAUGGUUUUUCACUACAGUUUAGUGAUGAGUUUAAUAGGGAUGAGCAAAAGGAUCGAACCGGCCCCGACCCGGGAACCGGCUUCGGCCAAAAUCAAGAACCGAACCGGCCCGACGGUUCUACCAGUUCCGGUCUCGGGUCCGGAGCGUUUACCCCUCACAAUGAUUAUUACACGCAAAUUGCAAAAGUAGGCUGCUAUUUUGGUUACUGCUGUGCAAAUGGUGACUCAAUUAAGAAGCGAAAAGACUCGAAUUUAGAUCUCCAGGAGAAAAUUACCUUUCUGACCCUUGUGCUUUACACUUCAUAUCAAAACUACCUUCAUAGUUGGAAAAAGCAUCAGAUGUGUUAUGCAGAUAAAGAUUCAAAAGAGAGGACCCAGAUGAGGUUUUAA